Molecule: messenger RNA, 503 nt
Organism: Rhizophagus irregularis DAOM 181602=DAOM 197198
Lineage: Eukaryota; Fungi; Glomeromycota; Glomeromycetes; Glomerales; Glomeraceae
Source: RefSeq, a predicted model, not a curated record
GGUCUGUGUCUCAAGAGAUUAUACUCUUCUCCCUGAUCAUUCAACACGAAAGGGUGGGAAAGGACAAAAUUCAAAUUCAGAUUGGACACAGACCUUUGCAUGCCUCACUCUAAUAUCAACCAGUUUUUCGCUAAGACAUGCUUGUCAAAGUGGAAUAAUGUCAGCAUUUUUGUAAAAUUCAUAUACAACGAAAGUCAUUCGACAACACCAAAACAAGUGUUAGAUAUGUAUAAUCGGAAUCGUUUUGACAUCAUUUCAGCCAAAGACACUAAAAAUAAUGUCAUGCAAUAUGUCCGUGAUAUCAUUGUAAAAAUAGAACGAAAUGUUCGAAAAUCAUCGGGAUACGUUAUUAAAUGUAAGAAGAUCAGGGCAAAACAAAGGUAAUUUUAACGAAUAAAACGCGAGAAGAUUUUCAAACCGCAAAAACAAAUGAUUGAAUGAACCAGAAAUCCCUAGUUUGUGAUAUUGAUUUCAUUCUUUCAUAGGAUUGGAAUAAUGAGGUU